CCACCACAUUAGUAUCAUGCUCCUCAAAACCACAAGAAUUUAAGCUACAUUGUAGUUAUAUUUUGGGAUGGCCUCCCUUUGGAGCUUUUCCAUUCCUACAAAUGCCAUACCAAUCGGUGCUGGCGUUCUCCGGCUCUCACGGAAAGCUUGUUCAAGGUUUAUAUGCUCCUCAUCACGUGCCACCAGCUCCUUGGUCCAACACCACAACAAUUCCUUCCUCAAAUCCACCUCUCCCCGUCAUGUGGUUUUACCAUGUGAAGAUGAUUAUCAACACUGUGGUCAAAGGAUAGAAGAACUACAGGAGAGAACUUCAAAGGCAUUGAGAAGAGGCGUUGAUGAUCAUCCAACGACUAAGAUGAAGCUCAUAGACACACUUCAACGGUUGGGAAUCGCGUACCAUUUUGAAGAAGAUAUGAAUGUGUCAUUGCAAAAGUUAUCAGAUUGGAAAGCCAACGGUGAAGAUGAUCUCUAUGCUACUGCACUGCGUUUCAGGCUGGUUAGGCACAAUGGAUGGCCUGUUUGCUCUGACAUAUUUAAGGUGUUCAUGGACGAAACUGGGGAAUUCAAGGAAUCCUUAAGGGACGACAUGUGGGGUAUGCUGAGUCUAUAUGAGGCCUCCUACUUAGGUGCAGAAGGGGAAGAUAUAUUAACACAGGCCAUGAAAUUCACAACAACUCAUCUUCGGCAGUCAAUGCCCCGUAUGACACCCCAAUUUAGCAGAUCCAUUGCUCAGGCUUUGGAGCUUCCAAGGCAUUUUAGGAUGUCAAGGCUAGAAACCAGAAAUUAUAUUGACGAAUAUAGCAGCGAAAGCAACCCGAACAUGGCUCUUCUGGAACUAGCAAAACUAGAUUUCAACAUGGUUCAAUCAAUCCACCAAACUGAGUUGGCUGAGAUUACCAGGUGGUGGAAAGAGUUGGGACUGGUUGAUAAGCUUAGUUUUGCUCGAGAUCGACCAUUAGAAUGCUACCUAUGGACUGUGGGAAUAUUUCCAGAACCAUGUCACUCGAGCUGCCGAAUCGAACUAGCCAAAACCAUUGCAAUUUUAUUGGUUAUUGAUGAUAUAUUCGACUCUUAUGGCUCAUUCAGUGAUCUUGUUCUCUUCACCAAUGCAAUUAAGAGAUGGGAUCUUUGUGCAAUGGAACACCUUCCUCAAUACAUGAAGAUAUGUUAUAUGGCACUAUACAAUACUACCAAUGAUAUUGGCUACAGGGUCCUCAAAGAACACGGAUGCAGUAUUGUUCCACAUCUGAAAAGGACGUGGAUAGACAUGUUUGAAGCCUUUCUAGUCGAAGCCGAAUGGUGUAACAGUGGAUAUGUACCUACGGUUGAGGAAUAUUUGGCGAAUGGGGUCACCACUGCAGGGACAUACAUGGCAUUGGUGCAUUCUUUCUUUCUAAUGGGGCACGGUGUCACAGAGGAAACUAUUAAGAUGAUGGAGCCAUAUCCCAAGCUCUUUUCCGGCACAGGAAGGAUUCUUCGGCUUUGGGACGAUUUGGGAACAGCCAAAGAGGAGCAAGAAAGAGGAGAUGUUGCGUCGAGCAUAGAGUGCUACAUGAGAGAGUCCAACAUUUCGUCGAAUGGUGAAGCAAGAAAACAUAUAAGGCAACUCAUUCACGGCUUAUGGAAAGAGAUCAACGGGGAGCUGUUAGCUCCAGAAGCAUUGCCCUUACCGAUGAUCCGAGCUUCUUUGAACCUCUCAAGAACUGCUCAAGUAAUUUUUCAGCAUGGAGAUGACAACAAGGGAUUUAGUGUCGAUCAUCAUGUGCAGUCUUUGUUCUUUAGACCCAUUAUUUCUUGAACCGGGUUCAUAUGUAUUGCUAGUAUUUUUUUUCUUACUGUUACAUCUAUAGAAUGUCGAUUCCUUCUAAGAGCUUGGAAAAAAGUCUUUGAAAAUUGACACAAUGAAAAGAACUUUAGAUGGUUUUUGA
This is a messenger RNA of Cornus florida, 1928 nucleotides long. RefSeq names its product probable terpene synthase 11. Lineage: Eukaryota; Viridiplantae; Streptophyta; Magnoliopsida; Cornales; Cornaceae. The transcript is spliced from 7 exons. Gene Ontology annotation, molecular function: magnesium ion binding; terpene synthase activity. The record is from RefSeq and is a predicted model, not a curated record. Gene Ontology annotation, biological process: diterpenoid biosynthetic process. Bases 68 to 1798 code for a protein of 576 amino acids.